Odocoileus virginianus texanus is the source of this 2429-nucleotide messenger RNA. The record is from RefSeq and is a predicted model, not a curated record. Lineage: Eukaryota; Metazoa; Chordata; Mammalia; Artiodactyla; Cervidae.
CAUUCAAUAGAAUGGUGGGAUGAGGUGGGGGUGGGGGCAGGUUUUGGUCUUUCAGAGCAUUUUUGGUUGUUUGUUAAUGUUUUCUUUCCCUCUUUUUGUUAUUAAUACUAGUCUGGUAAUACUUUUCCUUACCAUUUGGUGAUACCUUUUUGUGGUCAAGAUGAGUGAGUCAGCACCUCAAGAGGAACCUAAACCUGCUCAGGAAAAUGGAAAAGAAGACAAAGAAAGGAACCAGGAAGGAAGUGAGGCAGAAGAGCCUAUUCAGUAUUCACAGAGUAUGUCAGACAGUUCGGCAGUAGGCCCCUGCAGCAGUGUGACAGGAGCAGCAGCAAACAAAAAAUCCCAAGAUUUAAACCUGGAGAACCAGCCAAAACUCUCAACUUGUUCAGAAGAGGAGUCUAAAACUAGAGUCUCACAGAAUGUUGUUUUUAGAAAACCUGCAAAAGUGAUUUUCAAUUUAGAUCAAACUGCACAGGAUUCAAACCUGGAACAACCAUGGAAGAAAAAUCUUUUAGAAAGAGUUCAGGCAAGAGCCCAGGCAAUGCAUCAGAAAAUCAUAGAUAAGGAAAAUCUGAAGAAGGAAGUAGAAAAAAAGGCUGAAGAAAAACUCCCCAGGGAUAAUUUGGCCAAAGAGUGGUUUAAUACCGAAAGCAUGACACUGAGCACUCGUGCGUAUUUGCUCGACAAACUGUUACCCACCUUAGUUCCUGGAAUGGAAAGAAUGUUAAUGCAAGUGGAAAAGAAGAAGCUUUUGGCAGAUGUUGAUAUUCCCACCAAGUUUGAUCCAAUUAACCAUUUGGGAGAAUACUUAAUGAGAAACAACCCUAAAUAUAUCAAAGAUUCAGGACUGUCUGGUUAUCAGAGGGUGAUGAGAGAUAUCUCAGAAGACCUGAAGAUAUAUGUUCCAAACACUACUUACAACAGAGUAUCUAAGAUAAAAGAGAAUAUUAAACAGAAACGAGAACAAAAAGGAUACAUAAAUGAUGUCAAAGCCAAGGUGGCCAACGCACGGAAACAGGCUCUGCAGGAGCAGUUCAAUGAGUGGAUUCUAGACCCCAAAGGAAUGAUUCCGAUGGUCGUGAUUCAGAACGUUCUUCAUGAAUUUUUUCAAAAUCCAGAUUUGCAGCUUGGAACAUGCUGCCUACCAGUAGAUAUUGCUGACUCAAUGAAACCAAGAUUGAACAAAAGAGAAUUUACACAACUCGUCUCUUUGCACAUUGCAGGCUUUAAAAGUGAAACGUUUGAGAAGCUCCUUAAGCACCUUUGCCAUUGUGCGGAAGAAUUCAGGGAAAUCAUAAAAAUUGACAUGCGGAGACAGAUGUUUGCUGAACUCUUCCUGCAUUGUGACCGUGGGAAGGUAGGGUUUUUGGAUCGUCAGAGGACAUUGGCCUUGCUGGAAACAUUCUAUGACCAAAGUUCAAAAGUGCUCAGAGGUAUACUCCGAAACCCAAGACAAUGGCCAUUUGUUGAAUUUGGAGAGAUAGACUUACCUGAGUUCUGGGGAGACAUGGAUAAUCAGAAACACAUUUAUGAAGACUUUGACAAUGUUCUCUUAGAGAUGAACACAAUACCUUCUGAAAAACAUGUUGGCAAAACCCAAAGUAAAUUAUCAGCAAGCCCAGAAGAUCAACGUGAACACUAUAGAGAAUCAUCACUACCACAAAGCCCACCAGAACAGCAGAGAGGGGCAACUGUGGAACAAGGACCAAAUGGAAUUUCAACCAGAGAACAAGAACAACCUGAAGAGUCAACUGGAGAACAAGAACUGAACAAAGAAUCAGUAUCAAAAGAAGGAACCUACACAGGGUCAACUCCAGAACAAAGACCAAGUAGAGAGUUAAUAACAGAACAAAGACCACAUCGUGAGCCAAUAACAGAACAAGGAGUACAAGGAACCCACAUCGAAUCAACAGCAGAACAAGGACUUUCCGAAGGAUCGGUUACAACAGAAGGACGACAUAAAGGGUCAACAGCAGGACAAGGAUCACAUGGAAAGUCAACUGAGGAACAGGGAUCACGCAGAGAGUCACGAUCAGAUCUUGAGCAACCCAGAGAGACAGUGGCAGAACAGGAAGCACACGGAGAAUCACAGUCAGAUCAAGGACCACACAAUGGGUCAACUGCAGAGCAAGAAGAAGGCAGGGAGUCGGGAGUAGAACAAGAACCACACAGAAGGUCAACUGCAGAACCACAAUCACCCAGAGAAACAAUUCCAGAAGAACAACAGGACACAGACUUCACUUCACAAUUGAGUAAAGGUAGUAUUGUAGGAGAAAGUAAAACAUCUAGGGAAUCUAUUUUCUUUGAGCAUACUGAAAUCCCUCCACAGGAAGAAAGGACUCAAGGACAACCAUACGAAGAGCUACUCUUCAUAAGUCCUGAACUGCAAGAGAAAACAGGAGUAUCAAGCCCAGAAGAUCAUCUUUCAG